Vanessa atalanta (red admiral) is the source of this 2981-nucleotide messenger RNA. RefSeq names its product cytoplasmic protein NCK1 (gene dock). Gene Ontology annotation, molecular function: protein binding. The record is from RefSeq and is a predicted model, not a curated record. NCBI's taxonomy places the organism in Eukaryota, Metazoa, Arthropoda, Insecta, Lepidoptera, Nymphalidae. The transcript has 8 exons. Bases 373 to 1572 code for a protein of 399 amino acids.
CCCACCGACUGAUGUGAAAAUUUUCUUAAACAUUACAAAUGUGAUAAUAUUGUGUGAAUAUUACAUAGAAACCGAAAAAUACAGGAUUAACAUAAUAUUAAUAAGUACCUUUCUUAUAAGAUAGCUUUAAAAAAGUGAGAGAAAUGCAGUCGUAGUAUACAUCUCUUGGUGAUCGUCAAAUAGCUUUCGAUCGUAUUUUCGCACGUCCUAUUACAAACAAUUGCAAGUUUUUACAGCGAAUUAGCUGUUCCCAAUAUUCGUAAUAGUGUAAGAAGUGUAAAAGUGUAGUGGUGCAGUGUGGUGCAGUGCAGUGGUGUCGGCCGAAAUGUAUCAGUGAGGACGGCGAGUGCCGAGCGAGGGUUCCCGGGUGUCAUGUUGGAGACGCGGUCGGUGCGUACCGCUGACUCGGUGUGGGCGAACAAGCCGCUGCCGGCGCCUCACGCCAUGGCUAACUCCAGGCACGGGAAGAACACCCAGGACGACGUGUGCUACGUAGUAGCGAAGUACGAUUAUGCGGCACAAGGCGCUCAAGAGCUGGACCUGCGGAAGAACGAACGUUAUCUUCUCCUCGACGAUUCAAAGCACUGGUGGCGCGUACAGAACGCUCGCAGUCAGUCCGGCUACGUGCCCAGCAACUAUGUCAAGAAGGAGAAACCUUCGCUCUUCGAUAGUAUCAAAAAGAAGGUGAAGAAGGGUUCCGGCUCGAAGACGCUGCCGUCCAACAGCUCGCCGGUGCGCGGCGCGGGCCCCGAGUCGCCGGGCGCGCGCCGGCCCGAGCCCGCCGACGCGCUGGGCACGGCCGUCGUCAAGUACAACUACCAGGCGCAGCAGCCCGACGAGCUGUCGCUCACCAAGGGCACGCGCAUCCUCAUCCUCGAGAAGAGCAACGACGGCUGGUGGCGGGGGCAGUACCAGGGACACACGGGAUGGUUUCCGUCGAACUACACGAGCGAGGAGGGCGACAACGAGGACACCGUGCACACGUACGCUAUGGCGGAAAACGUUUUAGAUAUUGUUGUGGCACUGUACUCGUUCACGUCGAACAACGAGCAGGAGCUGUCGUUCGAGAAGGGCGACCGCCUCGAGAUCAUCGAGCGACCGCCGUCCGACCCCGAGUGGUACCGCGCGAGGGACAACCGCGGACAGAUCGGCCUCGUGCCCCGCAACUACCUGCAGGAGCUCGCGGACUACCUCACGCAGCCCUACAGCGAGGCGGGCGAGGGCGGCGCGGCGGGCGGCGCGCGCGGCGCGGCGGGGCGCGCGUGGUACUACGGCGCCAUCACGCGCACGCACUGCGACGCGCUGCUCAACCAGCACGGCCACGACGGGGACUUCCUCAUCCGCGACUCCGAGACCAAUGUCGGGGACUUCUCGGUGUCCCUGAAAGCGCCGGGUCGCAACAAGCACUUCCGGGUGCAGGUGGAGGGCAACCUGUACUGCAUCGGGCAGCGCAAGUUCAACACGCUGGACCAGCUGGUGGCGCACUACCAGCGGGCGCCCAUCUACACCAACAAGCAGGGCGAGAAGCUGUACCUCGUGCGCCCGCUGCCGCGCGCCGCGCCGACGUGCUGAGCGGCCCGCGCCGCCGACGAUUGCUAACUUCCAUUUAUUAUAACGUAUCGAGAGUUAACUAUAUAGGCGUAGUAGCUGAAAACCUAAAGAUACCUCAGUAUGUCAUAGGCCUUAUCUUAUCUUCAUUGACGUGUCAAAAUUGAGUGAUCGAUUUCAAUUUAUAUUUAUUCAAAUUUGUAAAUAAACCUCUGUUAGUAGAGUAAGUUUUGCUAAAAAUCCGGUAAACUCGUUACGACCUUUCCGAAUUAUGAAAGUUAGCAAUCGAUAUUAAUACGUUACUAUUUGUGACAUUGUCAACGAAUUAUACGAUUCGGUUUGUAUAAAUUGCGUUACGUCAUUUUUUUCUAAUAAUUAAUUAAUAGAUAAAAAUGAGGCCUAAACAUUUCGAGGCUUACCCUGUCAUUUGAUCUUGGUUAGAGAAAUGCAUUUAGUUAAAAUAAUUGGGUAAUGACUUAGUCAACGAUGAAACCACCAAAUCUCAUCAAACAUUCGAUCACAAAUAACUUCACGUUGUAAUAUUAGACGAAAAGUGCCGCAUCGAAUUCAUAUAUUUUAACCUAAAGGCAAUUUGUAGGUAUAGGGGUAAGAAAUAUUGAACGGACUUAUGCAUCCUAAUCAAGUAAACCAAAUCUAAUUGGGUUUAGGCAAAUUAAUUAGAUUAGACGUCGAACGCACACGUAGUGACGUUUUGAAGCUUCAACUUCGAGUUACUUUAAUGCGACCGACACUCGCGUGAAGUGUUAGGCCGACUGUCUGUGAACUGGCUCGGAAACGGAUGCUUUCGAAGCAUAAUUUAAUACAAUAUAGUAUUAUAUAGCAGUAAUAAAUAUGCAGUUACUUUUAAUGAAGCUUCUGAAUAGUUGGCAUCUUUCUGACGCAAAGAUGAAUAAUGCUCAUAAUCAUGACGUUGUUUGAAAUAUUUAUAAUUUAUUUAAAAUUAGUAUUUAUGAAAAGUACGUGAUUUAAGCGAGAAUGUUCACAGACAAUAGUUCUACCAGCUCACGUGCAGUGUCGCCAGAUAUUUUCCAUAUAGAAUGUUCUAUAAAUGGGGUGUAUACAUCCGGAGUCCCCGAUAAUUAUAUAAUUAUGUAGAAUAAUACGGCGUUGAUACAACGCCAAAAUAUUAUAAUUAUUACAAUAAUAAACCAAAAACGGCUUCUUCAUUCUCUAUUAUAAAUAACAUAAGAGCGAUUUCUAUAUCAUAUUAUUUGGUAAGUAAUGUAGCGUAAUUUUUAAAUGUUUUUUUUUAUUAUAUAGAUAAACCGUGUUUUAUGUAAUGUACUCAUAGUCCCAUAAUUAGCCUGCGUACACACUGAACAAUUUAUAUUAAAAAACAAGCAAAUUUACUCCAAGUGUGUACACAGAUUUAGUAUAAUCAAUGAUGUUCAAUUGCGUCGGAAGGCGUCGUG